AUGGAAAUUAGACAUCAAGAAAAUAAUAAAAAUAAAACAAAGUGGUUUUGUAAUUCUUUGUUAGAAGCUAAAGAUUCUAUGGCUAUAAAUCGUCAACAGCAAUGGAAAAGACCGAAUAAAGCCCUUUACAAAAUUAAAAGAUCAGCAAAUCCUUUAGAACGUUUAAAGUUACAAUUUAGUAGUGAGAAAAAAAUUGAAAAAAUUAAACAAAGCAACAAUGCGGAAAUAAAAGAAAAUAAAAAUAUUGAGAAAGAAAAACAUCAGAAAGAAAAAUAAAAAAAGUUUUGAAUGUCAAAAAUAAUUUAAAUAAAUUUUUAUUUUCUC
Meloidogyne enterolobii is the source of this 324-nucleotide messenger RNA. Lineage: Eukaryota; Metazoa; Nematoda; Chromadorea; Rhabditida; Meloidogynidae. The record is from the annotation of a GenBank genome assembly.